GACUAAAAGGCGUCCAUGAAGGUAUUUCUCAAGACGAUGUGGUCACUGCUGUGGAGCACUUUGGAAAAACCAAGUUUGUCAACCUCUAUCGGUCCAAAUCUGAGGCAAUCGCACGUUUCGAGAAAGAAGAAGAUGCUAACAGACUGAAGAUCUUGAAGUUCCUCGAUGUGAAAGGAGGAAAGGCCACUGUUGUCAUAGAAAAGGUGGCUGUGACUAAGAAGCAAAUAAAGCCUCCUCUAAAAAAACCUACCGCAUCCGGUGUCUCCACAAAGACCGGGACCGGUAUGAAGGCUCUUCUACCUACACCCAAUAUUCCUCCACUUAUGUCGCUCUUUCACUCUGGAGCCAAUCAAGAGGCAGCAAGAAAACUUGUCAACCAGAAACCCGGAGCUAAAAACGCAGCGAAAGCGUUAAAGACCGUAAACAAGGCAAAAGUCUUGGUAUCCAUGGCGAAAAAUGUCUCAACCAAGAUGGUUGCUAAAAAUGUCAAAACAGCUAAGCUCCCGGUAAAGGAAGAAGAGAAGACCGACUUGGCCAAGCAAGAAACAUCCUCAGGAUCCAAGUCCACAUCACCAGAAAAUCAAUCUGACACUGGUGACUCCAAAGAAGAACUGGUGCCUGAAAAUGCAGCGACCACUAGCAAAGAAGUCGGGAUGAAAGACGCCGUGGAAGUCGACGAGUCUGCAAACAGGACAGUUAGUGAACCAGCAGAAGCCCCACCAAUUGGAGAAAGGGUCCCGGUUUCCCAGGCAGAAACUCAAGCUGCGACGGAUGUGAGUGUACCCUCAAAAUCUGCAGAUUCAGAGAAUCCGACACAUGUAGAGAGUUUGAAGCUCAACCAUCCCGAGACCAAGGUUCAAGAAUCUUUGGAGGUGCACAAAGAAACAGUCGAGUCUGGUAAAGCGUCACCGCCGACCGUGGUGAAACUGCAGGGGAUUGGAAGUUCUCUCUCUCACAGUGACGUGCUCUCUGCCGUGAAGCACUUUGGAAAAACUAAGUCGGUGAUACUGGUCCGAGCCAGAUUGGAGGCUGUUGUGAUUUUCGAGAAAGAGGAAGACGCUAGGAAACUGAAGAGCGUGAGAAGCCUCAAUGUGAACGGAACCGAAAUCACCGUCAUCACUGAAAAGGACACCGUUUCUAAGGAGGAAAAGCCUCUUCCGCUAAGACCACCUGUCUCUUGCGGUGCAUCCAGUCCUGCAUCCAGCAGUGCAAAGGUUCUUCUCCCUUCACCUUCCACGCCUAAAGCAGGGUUAGAAAAGGCCUCAGCUCAGCAGAAACCCAAACCUCCAGAGGACCAGCUGCCUGCAGGAGAAGCUGCGACAAAAGAACAUGUCGAAGCAACAGCUGCAAAAGAUGCAAGGAAACCUACCGAUUCAACAGCUGAUAUUCAGGCUGAUGGAGAAAAUUCAAAGCCUCAAGAACCCUUGGCGGUGUCAGAGGACACGGCCCAGGCUGCUGUAAAAGUCGUUGAACAUACGGCUCGAGCAAAAGUUGACGGAGCCGAUGACGCAGGUGAACCAAUGGAGCUCGGAGGAUCAGGAGUUAAAUUUGAAGGAAAUUCAGAGCCAGGAUCCUCGGCACAAGGGCCAGAGACCAUGACCGAAGUUUCACAAGUGCAACAGCAGGCUACAGGAUGUAAGAACGACGCUGCUGCUGUGGAGGCGGUGAUGCCAGAUGGAGGGACCGAGACACAAACAACACAGGAAGGUCCUCUGACUGCAGGUGGGUCACAAAUGGAUUCAACGUCAACCAACGAGGCCUCCAAAGCAGUCUGCCAGGUCCCGUCUGUCUCGACUGAGGUAUCCAAACAGCUGUCGGCAGCAGUCGCCGGACUGACUAUCGGCGAGAUGCUAGAGAAACACUUGUUUCCAAAAGACAUCACCGCCUGGCAGCCGUACUGCCUCUCACAAACACUCCCUUAUGGAUACAAACAGUUGCUCGUAAGUGGACUGCCGAUGUACUACCCUGGUUUCUACACAGAGACGGAUGUUGCCAAUCUGCUCCUUCCACUCGGGUUUCAAAAUAAAGAAGACAAACUCUUCGUCAUUCCUCAGGCGCGCAUGGCCUUUGUCACGAUGCCAGCAGUGGAAAAUGUUUUACACUUAACGAGAACCGCUGCGCAGAGUGGCGUUUUCUUCAGAGGGACCAGACUCGUAUUUGAAGUCAUCAACAUACGCUACCCACUGACAGCGGCUCAAUUUUAUACAUAUUUGAAGAAGGUGCUGAAAUGUUCUGUGAGCGAUGAGGCGGAGAGAACCGUUCUCAUCUGGAACAUUUCACAGAGCGGGAUCAGACACCUCAGAGAAGCUCUGAAAGAGUUUGGUCCUGUCACAAACUUCAUGCCCCUCCUCAACAAGCUCUUUGUAGAGUUUGAGUUUGUUGAAGACGCUGAUCGGUUUGGAGGUUGGUACAGUGAAGUGAAACAAACCGCCGGUUCUAAAGUCGUCAGACUGAAAGGACCGAACGUCAACUCUCAGUCGCUACGUCCUGUGCCUGCAGUGACGACACAAGCCGAUGCCUCCAAGACCGAUGGAAAAGUCUCUGCUGGGACUGAGAAACCUGGAACAUCAGAAGCGGCGCUGUCUGCAGUAGAAGCUGAAUCAAAGGAAGGCGUCGCAGAGGUCGCGACCGUGCCCUCCAAAUCUGAAGCUUCAGGAAAACAGCCUGACCUCGGUGACUCAGAAGUCAAACCUGAAGCAUCUGGAGCUGGAGCAGGGCGGCAAGAAAAAUCUGCUGAAAUAACCGAUUCAGAAACAGAAUCGGCGACUCAGAAAUGCCAAAUUCCUGCAGAAGAGCUCGCGGCAACGGAAGCUGACACCGGUAUCGAAGGACCGGGAGUCCUGCUGAAGGACUCUGAAGGAGUGGGUUUGGCUUCCCAAGCAGAAACGGUCUCAACGACGCAGGAACCCAACACUCAAGCGGACAAGCUCGGCGCAAAUGCAGCAGCUUCUGAACAUGUGAGUCGAUCGGAUGAUGCAAAUGAACCGAUGGAGGUCGGGGAACCGGGACGUACGGGACAGACAGGAACGUCUUCAUCGCAGGAGACCGGGACAGGAACUUCAGAAGAGCACCAGCAGGUGGCAGAAGAAGCUGCAGUGGAGGCUGAGACAGGAACAACUCACACAGAGAUGACACAAAUGGAUUCAACAUCGACCAAAGAGGCCUCCGGAGCAUCCGCGCCACCUCUCGGCAAGGACUCAGUGGCCGCCUCGUCUGUGAAAACCAAAGCGGCGGCGGCGGCGGCUGCAGCAUCCAGGUCGUCGUCCUCUGCGGUCAUCUGGCCGACUAUCGGGGAGAUGCUGGACAAGUACCUGUUUCCAAAGAGCAUCCAUACGUUAAUGUUUCCACACGUCACUGCAUUAUCUUACAACCAGCAGCUGCUCAUAUGCGGCCUGCCGACGUAUCACGACGGCUGCUACACGGAGGACGACGUCGCCGACCUGCUCGUUCCGUUUGGAUUCAAAAACAAACAAGAGAAGCUCUACGUCAUUCCUCAGACGCGCAUGGCCUUUGCCACGAUGCCGUCACUGGCCAAUGUGUACGAAAUACUGAAAGAGUAUAAGCAGAAAGGCAUUUACUUCUGGGAGAAGAGACUUACUAUUCACAUCGUACGCCUCCGCUAUCAAAUGAAACUGCACCAGUUUUAUAGAUUUCUGAAGAAGGUGAUGAAGUGUUCUGUGACCGAUGAGGUGGAGAGAACCGUCUUCAUCAGGAACAUUUCACAGAGGGAAAUCAGAGAGCUCAGAGAAGCUCUGAAAGAGUUUGGUGCUGUGAAGAACUUCAUGCCCCUCCUCAACAAGCUCUUUGUAGAGUUUGAGUUUGUUGAAGACGCUGAUCGGUUUGGAGGUUGGUACAGUGAAGUGAAACAAACCGCCGGUCAGGAAGUCAUCAGGCUGAAAACGCAGGGUCCUGUGGCUGCCAUGACGACACAAACAGGAAUAGCCAAGGAUGCUAACCUGACUUUCGGGGAGAUGUUUGAGAAUCACCUGUCGAGAAAAAUAAUCGCCUCCUUCAAGAGUAAAAGCGGGACAUCAACAAAAAUGCUGAUCUCUUGGUUGCCGGCGUACAGCGAGGGCAGCUACACGGAGAACGACCUCAUCGAGCUGCUCACUCCAUUUGGUUAUCAACACAAAGACCACAACAUCUAUGUUGCUCCUCAGGCUAGCUUGGCCUUCGUCCUGAUGCCGACAGCAGGAGACGUGAGCGACAUAAUAAGAGCCUCCAGAAGGGAUCCCAUCAUAUUCAAAGAAUCUGAACUCCGCUUCCAUGCUUUAGACAACACCAUUUCCAUGAGACCGUUCUGGUUUUAUGAAUCCCUGAUGACACGGUUAGAUUAUUGCAUGAACGAGGACAGAGAUGCAGUCAUCUUCAUCAGGGACAUUUCACCCACAGAGACCAGAGAACUCAGAGAGGCUUUGACUAAAAUGGGCUCCAUCAGGAACUUCCUGCCUCUCCUCAACAAGGUAUUUGUAGUGUUCCAGACCGCCUGCAAUGCUGAUUGGCUCGGAGUUUGGUACAGUCUUCUGAGACAAUCCCCAGGCUACAGAAUCCAGAGGCUCAAAAUACCACUCAGCACCAGUUCACCACCUUCUCCAAUGGUUCCUAAGGACUGUCUGCUGGACAGCAAGGAUCUAAUUGAUGGCAUAACCGUCCCGUCAGCAAAAAUUGCCAUUCCACAGUUCAGCCCUUCACCAUUUUGGAUCAGUUUGAGAAACAGUCCCUUUGUGUUCCCAACCAUUUCUCCUUGGUUCAUCAUACCAGAGUACCAAACUGUCAAGGGCUUGUUUGACAUUGAGAAGGCCAGCCGUCGAGGUUCGAUGUGCCCCACAAUCAUGUUGACCGGUUUGCCGGAAGGAAACUACAAACAUGAGGAUGUGGCGAGGCUGGUGUGGCCAUAUUUCCCCAAACAGACCCUUCACUCCCUGUACUACAACGUGACAGUCCUACCGCUGCAGAGGAGGGCGUUUGUGUUCUUCUCUGAUUGGACGACAUGUUCCGACUUCGUAGCAGCUCACGUCGCUAAGCGCGUUUCACUGAAAGGACGCAUCGUCGGCGUCCACUUUGUCUUGCAAAACAUGUAUCCUGAAUCCAGUGAGGAGAUGAUGUACAGAAGCCUGAUGAAGUGGAGCAACGCUGGAGUUCCUGAUCCGACGUCUCUGGAGGAGCGUCUGCUGUGUGUGGAGGUCUCUGAGGUGUCUCUGGACAUCAUCACAUUGGUCAUAGAGAUGGUGGCGUCCAUUGCGACCUUUGUCAACUUCCUGCCACUUGCCAACAGGAUAUGCAUUGAGAUGACCGACUCCAGCGGCGUCACCGAGGUGGUGGAGAAAUACAAGGAUCCCUCCCCCAACUCUUUCACAGCGGACCCUGCUUGGAGUAGAGUGAAAAACUUUGAAUCUUUGGAGAGCCUCAAACAGCGCCUACAAGAUUCUGCUGAGGUUACAAUAAACCUUGAUAAACCAGGCGCCACCGUUGGCAGAGACGAGUCCCCUGAGAUCGACGAGGACAUGCUCAAAGCCAUCACAGUGACAGUGGGUGAAAACAGACUUGUUCAAAAGAGCAGGUCUCAGAGUGCGGAAAGACAGGGUGAGGAUGAUUUUACAGACGAUUUAGUCUCGUCUGACGCCUACCUUUUCGACGAGGAACAAUUCAACGAGGAGGAAUUUGUCACCGUCGACGAGGUUUUCGAUGACGUCGAAGACUUGAGCCCCGAGCCUCGUCGCUACUCCUCGUCCAAGUACUCGUCCAGAGAGAGAGGAGAGAGGCAGAGCUCUGGGGGGUCGUCUUCCCACCAUCGGACCUCGACGAGAUCUUCGAGAGACUACAAGAGCUCGGCCUCGGCCUCGUCGUCCAGGUCGAAUAAAGGCUCGAGAUCUGACCCGAAACACUCAUCUAAACCCACCAAAUCCAGCACCAAAACCUCGUCGUCUGCCAGCGCCAGUAAGGCCUCCUCCCUCCCUCCUCCAGUGUGGACUGAAUCUCCUUCCUCACUUGAUAAGAAAACACAACCGAGCAGUACAAAAUCACCACUCAAAUCAUCAAGCACCAAAAGAGAAAAGAUCGAGGCCUCAGUGGAACCGGUUAGGGAGGGAGCUAAAGACACUGAGAGUGCAGUGGCAAAGUCUGACCACAGGGUGUCAGCAGAAGGCGCUGCUGCAAAAUAUGUCGAGUCAGAGGCAGAAAUAGAAAUGACAAGAGAGAUGCAUCCAGCCCAGCAGGAACAUGGAUCAGAUUUGAACCAAGCCCAGCAUCUGGAGAUUGAUUUAGAUACAAACAAAACCCAGAAGAAGAGCAAAGAGGAUGACACACAUACAGAGGAGGUCGGCAAUUCAUCUGACGGUCAGACAGAUGAGCGGAUGGAAGAGUGUGGUCAAGAUGGAAGCUCUGCACCUCAGCUAACUGGAUCUGAAGGAGGCCAGGUCGUGGACAGAGAUGAAGGGCCUCUCCAGGCGAGGGACAGUGGAGCAGCGAUAAGUCAAGGAGACAGUGGCCCGGUCCAAAGAGACGCUUCCACUUCAAAGCAGGAACCCGAGGAAGGUUCAGGUCCAACAGCGGACCAAUCUGAUGAAAAACCUGCAGUUAAAGACGAAGAAAGUCUUCAAGACCAUCCUCAAGAGAGAGACGACAAACCCAAUCUCAGAGAUCCCGAUACCGAUGGAACUGAUCAAGAGGCCUUUGAAAUAUUGGAUUCCAUUGACGAUCAGACCGACAUGGAAGAAAAACAGAUACCCAAAGAUGACGAUGGACCCGCAGAGGAUGGGGAAGAAGCAUACGAGGUCAUCGAUUCUGUGGGAGAUCCGCCGACGACGACAGAGUCCGAGUCCGAACAGAAGCAACAAAGACCCAGGAGGGGGAGGACCGCGUCGAGAAAAGAUGAUAGACCUUCACGGCGGAGCGGCCCGACAAGCAAAGCAGCGGAGGAAUCUCCCAAGAGACAAGACAGGACGGUUAAAGCACCCGAGACCAGGACAAAGAUGGACAAAAAAGCGGGCACCGAGGAGACGCUAUUUGAAAUAGUAGAUUCCGUUGAAGAGGGAGACGCCGCAUCCAGAGAAAGCUCGGGUAGAAGAAGAAGUACGAGAGGGAAACCCGAAGAGGUCACAUAUGAGAUUUUAGACUCAGUGGAGAACGAACCGGUCGCUGAAGAACCCACAAUCACAACAAGGAGAUCGACCAGGGGAAAGAGGGGAAGAACAGCUGAGGACGCUUCGACGGGGAAAACGAAAGAAGAGGACGCGCCGACGGGAAGGAGGCAAACCGCUCCCAGGGAGAAUACGGCAAAGAAAGACGAGAAAGCUCCUCCAAAAGAGAGCGAGAGAGUCGGCGCCGAAGGAGAUCCAAGAGAGGAGGUCGCCACCUAUGAAGUACUGGACUCUGUGGAGGACGAGGUUCUGAAUGAUCAGCCGGUUACAAGAGGGAAAGGAAAAAGGGGACGACCAAAGAGGCAGGUUAAAGCUGCUUUAAAGAAAGACGGCGCAACUUCAGAGAAGGUGGCCAAAGAAGAAGAGGCGACGUAUCGGAUUCUGGAUUCUGUGGAGGAUGAGUCGGUUGACGAUCAGCCACCGUCAGACCAGUCUGGGAAUAAAAGUAAAGAGAGUGUUUCUAAAAACGCCACCCAGCAAGAUCAGGAUAGAACAUCUCUUGAGGGAUCGACCAAAAAGGAGGCGGAGGAGGAAGAAGAACCGUUGUUCCAGAUCGUGGAUUCUCUGGAGGACGAUCAAGUUCAGGAAGAAAUGGCGCCCACCGAGGUGUGCGAUGGAGCUAAGACAGGAGAGGAAUCUCGUCGAGAAGAAGGUGAAAAAGACGAGGCACAAACCUGCUGCGCCACAGUUUUGGAAGCAUCUGAAGAAUUGGUCGAGAAGGAGGAAAGUCUCCUUCAGAGAGUCGAUGAGUUAGAGGAGGGCAAUGAAGGGUCUGAUACCGGUGAUGCCGCGGCGCUUGAAAGGGAGAAAUCCCCAGAGAAAGAACAGACGCCGAGCACCCUGGUCAGCCUGGACGAAGUCAGCGACGAGGAGGAGGAUUACCCCGACGACAGAGAAGAGGAGGAAGAACUGAGGAGGCGUCAAGCCGUCGCAAAAGAGAAGCGGUUUCCCAAGGAGCAGGACGCGAGGGGCAGAAGGGAAGCGAGGGAGCGACGGAGCCGGAGCGAUGGCAGCAGAGGAGAAGGAGGAGACGAUGGACGACGGAGCAGAAGGGGGAAGGAGGAUGAGAGGGCGGAGGCGGACGCCCGAGAGAUGGUGACUCUGGACGAGGUGGGGGCGGAUGAGGCCAAGGAUGAAACGGCGCCGGAGAGACGAGUGUCGGACGAGGAGGACGCGCGGGCACUCGUCACUCUGGACGAGUUCGUAGACGAGGAGGCGGAGGAAAAGGCGGAGCCAAUCAAAGUGGAGGCCCGCCCCCUCGGCCAGGAGGACGAAUCAGUGGAUGACCUGAACCAAGAGACGUUGGUGACUCUAGAUGAAGCCUGCUGCGACGAAGAGGACAAGCUGCGCGACGAGCAAGCUGAGGAGGCGUUAGGAUCUUCAAAACGCAAACACGAUGACGACACAGAGGAAGGUAUGAACUUUGUGAUCGUAGAUGAGGUGAAGGAUGAGGAGAAAGAGGAAACGUCCACACCCAGGACAAGAGGCCGACCUAAGAAGAGAACCAGACUGACCCCUGUAAGAAAAUCCACCAGAGGGAAAAAUGUGGUUUCACAUGAAGAAGAAAAGGAACCCAGCGAUGACCUGCCUCCCGCCUCACUUGAAGCCUCCUCAUCGAUGGACAAAGAUGCGUCCAAACUGUCAAAUGUUGGCGAGCAGGCAGUCCAGAAGGCAGCAGAGGUGGAAGCUACGACCCAAGCUGACAUCGACACGGCCUCUGCUGACCCGGAGCUGCAGCCGGAGGACAAGACGCUGGAGAAAUGUGCAGAGAUAAGCGAGGAGGAGGAGAGGGAAGAAAAGAGCAGGACGGACAUUAAAGACGCGAGUAAAAAGAGGAGGGACGCGGUCGGACCUGAAGCAAAGAGAUCUCGUUCUCAGUCUCCUUCCGUCCCUGCCGACUUCAAACUGCUGGAAUUCAAACCCAACAACCCCCUCGGUAAAGAGUUUGUGGUCCCCGGUUAUUUUUGUAAGCUGUGCUCGGUUUUCUACAAACACGAGAGCACGGCCAAGGAGCUCCACUGCAGCAGCCAGACGCACUUCAACAACCUGCAGAAACAUUAUCGGGAGCUUCAACAGAAAGCAGGAAGUUCAACACCCAAGUCGUCAGGGCUCCUUUCCUGAGUGAUUACAAAACCCGUCCACUGACUCCCGGUGGUGGCGUUCCUCCUCCUCCCUUCCACAGUUUCGGUGCCUUGCUUUGCUCUAUGGUUGCACACUUUCGUUGCAUCAGUUGCGUUCUGGAAAACGCAAGAAGCACAACCUGAUGUUCUUUAUAUGGUGUAAAGAGUUUCGACCGUUUAAAAGGUGCGACAUGACCUACAUUUUUACAUCCACUGAUUUUUCUUCAAGUAUGAAAGUCACCCGCUUCAACCAAGGGAACAAUCUCAACCAGUAAAUGAGUUUCCAGUAAUGACCCAAAGCCGUCAUUUUCUCAGCCCUAGGUGCAGUCAAGGAUCAAUGUGUAACCCUGACAUCUACUGUUUAAAGUGGGUACUGCAGUCAAAAUUCAAAACAUUAGAGAGAGCUGUCUUCCCCCUGUUCCUCCUCACUACAGUCAAUGGUUGCCAUAUCAUGGACUCUGUAGCUUCAGUGUUUAGCCAGCUCUGCAUCGGUCAUGCCAUAACAGAACUGUAAGGAGUAUAAACGAAAAACGCUUCAUAGACGCUUUCCAGCUCUGACCAGAGAUGCUCUGUUCCAAAUUUGGUGACAAUGACCCAAAGUUUGCUGAGAGUAGUCGGGGGAACUUUCAAAAUGGCAGAAAGACAAAUCUAGAGCCAAAAGCUUAUGGCCUAGUUGGACGGAUUUUCCUGGACUCAAAAUCAAAAAGGCAAAACAUUUGAACUCCAGUGUUCAAAAGUACAAGACAAAAAAACACAAUGACUUUGUUGUAUUUCCACCAAAUGGAAUCACUCCAAAUUUAUCACUUUAGUGUUGUGGUACUUCAUUUUCGGUCUUGAUCUUAAGACCGGCACUUUUUGAAGGUCUCAUCUUGGAAUCGAAAGCAUUUUUACUCAGUCUCAGACCGGGCAGACUGUGGAUUUCAAAUCAAGACCGGUCACUUCCACCACUGACCGGCUGUUUGUCCACGUCAUUACGGUGAUUAGAAGGAAAACGCCCCCUUUUUAUAAAACAACAAAUAACUUAGUUUGAUUUUUUUAUCCCCCAAUUACGGCCGCAACCUUCCCGAUGUCACAGUCUAAAUUAGUGACACGCCCGCUGCACACCAUAUGAUGAUUUCUCUGUGAUAUUGAUGGUCUUGGGUUUUGGAUUUGGUCUUGGUCUUGACUCGGUCUCAAUCCCUAAAUGUCUUGGUCCAGGAGCACUCUGGUCUCGGGUACGUCUUGGUCUCAGUUAGUUUGGUCUUUACUACUCAUUUCAGUCUUCAUCAAUACAUUCACAAAAUGUAAAAUAAUAAUUUGAAGGAGUGUAAAACACAUCUCUGCCAUCAUGUUGUUACUUUCCAUGAAAAGAAGGAUGAGCAGGAAGUAAGGGGCGGGGGCAACAUGAUUACAUUUCAUAAAGUGAGGGGAUUCUGAUGCAGCAUGUAGCACCUUUUGAAAGAGAAAAAACUGUUACUCUGGAAGUGUAAAUGUUUUUAAAGUCUUGUAAAUAAAAUCCUGAAUAUAAUCGUU
Labrus mixtus (cuckoo wrasse) is the source of this 10771-nucleotide messenger RNA. RefSeq lists its product as uncharacterized. The transcript is spliced from 47 exons. Gene Ontology annotation, cellular component: nucleus. NCBI's taxonomy places the organism in Eukaryota, Metazoa, Chordata, Actinopteri, Labriformes, Labridae. Gene Ontology annotation, biological process: telomere maintenance. The record is from RefSeq and is a predicted model, not a curated record. Gene Ontology annotation, molecular function: nucleic acid binding; zinc ion binding. The coding region runs from base 285 to 9260 and encodes 2991 amino acids.